AUGGCUGCCACCGUUCGUAUUUGUUCGUGUGUAAGAAAUCUCAUGAAAGCAACCCCUUGUUUCCAAGGUGUCAGGUCUCAGAUUGGAACUAUUGCAAGAAUAAGAGUUUUUUCUACAAGUGAUGAAAUAGAAUCUAAUCCUUUUUACGAUAAAUACGCGGAAAGAAUCAAGAAAGUGAGGAAUGAGAUCAAAGACGGCAGAAUGUAAGUAGUAAUGUUUACUUUGUUGUGCAAAAUAUAAGUAAAAAAACAGGGCAGUUGCUAAUUGUACGGGUAAGAUUUCUGAAUAACGCCAUACUAUAUCAUGCAUACCGUUCUUGGAUAAGGAAAACAAUGGCAAAAACAGGAGAUUGCCUUUAGAGCUCAGGAAGUUUUUUAGAAUAUUAUGGGAAAUCUUUCCACAAAAACAGCUAAUCAGAACAUAAGAAUAUGCUAGCAGUCGUACAUUCGACGGUAUUAAAACCAACCAUCCCAAUUUUUAACCCUUAAACCUAGAGUGACCAGCAUCUACUUUCUCCUUAACGUAAUACUGCUGAAUCAUUCAGUAAGAUCAUGAAAAUAGAGGAAAUGACCACCCACAUAAGAAACUUUGAUUGUUAAAUGAUUUCUCAGAGUCAGUUCCAGUAGAGAUGUGUAGGGAAUAAUAAGGAGAAAAUGGAUACUGAUGUUAGGGUGUAAAGGUUGAAAGUCUCUUCAUACUUUUUUUUAAAGAAAGGACAAAAGCAUGGAGGAGAAGUUUCGUGUUGACACAAAAGCUAAAGAGGAAGCUGAAAGAUUCAAGAAGAAAGUCCAGAAAAAGGUAACUGGUUUAAAUCUUAUGAGUGAUAAAUUGGUAUAAAUUAUAUGAAAGUUGGGUAUACUCUACUAGUGACAGCACUGUCACUGAUGUUGUCUUACCCAAUGAUACAGCAUAAGGCCUGAGGUGGAUUGUUAAGCUAGGAGUCUGAUAUAUAGUACAGACACUUAAUGACAAAAAUCUUGAGGGGUUUUACUGAAUUUUUCUACAAGUGGCACUUAAUGGUGUGGGAUAGGCAGCUGCGCCAAAAGGCUAAACGCAAAUAGACAAUCCUGCUUGCAGGGUAAACAGACAGUGGUAAGAGGCAGUGGCAGUUUUAUUGAAACCUCUGUGACACCUAAAGAGCAUGGUCCAUGAAUGAUGAAAUUCAAUGGAUUUAUUGGAAAUGUGCAUGCAGAUGCAUAAUCAGUAAUUCACCUUUCCAUUAUUCAUGGAUUCUUUUUCUGUGGUAAUCCUUUUCUUACAGGAAAGCUUGGAUAACUUCUAUCAUUCAUGAUGGUUGUUAUCAUAUAUGCCCCAUAUUGCUUAAAGCCUGUGGGUAUCACUGUUAAUUGUUAAUGUUUUCUAGGUGUCAAUGUUUUGGCAAUCUGGUAAACACAACAACUUGAUGUGUACAUACUGUAAAUAUACUGAAUCAAUGUAGAAGGUUAAGCCAGCAGAAGAAACAGACUCUUAGAUGUUUUGGAUUAAACAGUAUUGUGGAGACCCAUUCAAGCAACCAUUCCUGAUGAAUAAGAACACCAAGAGACACCAAACAACCUGUUAUUGUUGAAAAUUAAAGUUACUGACUAGAAAGGCAAAAACAAUGUGUUCAAGUUCUAUCUUUAUUUUAACUUAAAUAAUAUACUCUUAUCAUUUAUUUAUAAACAGAAAUGUUUAAUUUUGACUUGACAGAGCUCACUUCUUGGAAGCAAUCCCUUGUCAUCCAGUGGAGAAAUGUCAACAUAUGGACAGAAGGUUUGAUUUGGUUCAAUUGAUAAUUGAAGGGUUUGUUUGAAUGUAUGCAAGUUUUUUCCAAGUCUUCCACAGAAAACAUGUUAAUGUCAUAAAUGAAACCACUUUUGUAUUAUACCCUCCAAAUAAUAUGUGCUUCUUGACUGAAUGGGGGGUGCCUCCAGUUUGGCCUGACCAAACUCAGUCAAUGACCAUGUUAUUAGACAUGAUUACUAAUAAGUAUGAAACAUUUCAAAAAUUUUAUUUCAACCUCGAUAGGAUGUACUUGUAUUCAAAAGAAGGGUGUACACUCAACAACCACUUAAAACAUUCUGCAGUUACCUUAAAAACUUUUCCCUUUUUUCUUAGAGUCAAAACAAACAACUCACAAUUAUUCAAGAAGAGUGACUCAUUUUCUCAUUCAACAAAUUCAAUUCACAAUCUCAGAAAAUGUGAAAGAGCCUUGUGAGUGCAAGGUGGGAUGGCUUUUUCUGGACUGGCUUGUGUCAACCUGUUUGUGCCAUGUACACACAUCAAAAUUCAUUAUUAAUAUUUUUUCUGAUUUGAUCAAGUAUAUUUUUAAUUAGCAAUUGCUAUUCCUGUUCUUCAUUUUCCAGACAUUGAACUCCAUUAUGCAUCUGGAUAAGAUUAUGGACAAAAGUGCAGAUGAGAUUGGACAGGUGAGAACUUCAAUAAAUUUGAAAAAGAUCCUUUUUCCCUUCUAGUUAUGAUCUUCUGAAAUAAAUAGAGACAGUGGAAUCGAAAUUCCUAAAGCAAGGAUCCCUAUUAUCAAAACAUACAACAACCAAUCAGUCUUUGAAAGCUGACCUAUGAGGGAAGGACAUUUGGAAGUUGGAAUAAUAAUGAUGAUCGAAUUGCACCAAUGACAGCAUUCUAAAACACACCAACGACAGCAAACUGCAUAAUGUUGUAAAUAGUGGCUUGAAUAAAGAUUGUCUUGUCUUACCAACCUUGUAUUUUCCGUCAGUACUGUAAGUUAUGGAAACUAAUUUUUUUCUUUCGAAUUAUGUCCUGCAAGCUUUGUGCUUGUAUGGACAGUAUGGACCUUGAACUCAGUUAAUAAAAAGGUAUUUUAUUCUACUUAUGUGUCUGCAGAUCUGGAGGGAAUAUCACAGGGACAAGGACUGUAUCAGCGCUGUCAUCCCAGUGAGUGAGAAUCAAAGCUUUCUCAGAAAAAUUGACUACUUGAUAAUAAUUACAGUGUUCCUUAUGCUGACUAUGUAUCUGAAGUCAAGGUUUUUUAAUUAUAAUAUUGUACCUAAUUGCAAGGAUUCUAAUUGAGGUACCAGUGCAUUUUAGGUUUGGCCAAAUACGAUCAUUUUGUUUGUGGUUUUUUUUGUAUCUAUAACUGAGAUGGGUGAUGCUUAAGUGAUAGCCUGCCCUUUUUAUCAGUUUACUGGCAUAAUAACCCACACAGGAUAUUGAAAGAAUACAGGCAAAACUUGUACAUCUUUUUUUUUCUCCUUUGUAGAGCACUGUAUAUGACAGGAUGGAAGAGCGAUUUCUCAAGUUUCCACUGGUAAGUGGAUGUCAAUAGUUUUUAGACAUCACUUUUAACACAGUUGACAGUUGUUUUCUUGUUGUGGAAAAUUUCUUAUGUUUGUAAAAUUCAAACAACAAUUUUCUCUUCCUACUCCCCUCUCCCUGUCUAUCUUUUUUGUAUUUGUGUGCGGCAAAUGUGAUUUACAAACAUGAGCCAAUCAUGUCUUCAGACUUAAACUUUGGCAUUAGAAAUUGUUGUAGACACUUUCGAGUACUCUUGUUUUGUCUUGUCUUGUUUUUUUUUUUUGCAAUUCCAGUUUUAGUUUUUGAGCUUUCUUUCAUUGCAAAGUUGUUACCUGUUUGUUUUGGAAAAUAAGAAGUUUCAAAAUGUCUAGUGAAGCCAAAUGGUGUAGUUAGUUCAAUAUUAAGUUAGUUAUAUCUUUUUAAUCACAGGGUUGGGAUCUAGGCUCUUUUUUUGUGAAUUCAAAUUAGAUUUUUUACACCUGCUCAUGAAAGUUAAGUAGAAUUUAUCCUUUAUUGUUACAGAGUCAUAGAGAGUUACAGUAUUCAAGCACUGUUUUCGUUGAUAUGCACUUAAAAAUAACUCAUGUUGUUUUAACACAUGAAACAGUCAGGAUACUGUCUUCAGCAUAUCCACUCAACUUUUUUUUUAAUUUCAGUUCCUCUACCCUCUUCCAAGAGAACAGGGAUAUGAAUACGUGUAUUCCGAAUUCAAAGACCACAAGUGCUAUUUCACUUCUCUCCUUCAUUAUCAAGUAAGAAAGAAUCAUUAUUGUGCCUUUAUAACUCUGCUUUGUAACCACUUGAGUUACCUGAUAACCAGGUGGACAGUGAAUAUGCGUUUUUGUCAUCAUUAUCCUCGUCUUCAAUUAUUCAGCUCAGGUUGCCGGCCUGAAGUAAAGUAUUUGUUUUCAAUGGAGUGCUGAAUGUAAUCCGAUUGAUGGUUUAGCGUAACCCUGCUCUGUGAUUGGUUUAGAAAUCUCCCGCCAACCUCUCAACCAAUAAGAUUCAAAACGUGGACCAAACUGCGUCUUUCUCAUUCGCGUUUUCCCGUGCAUUACCUUGUUCUGUGAUUGGUUCAGGAAAAUCUCCCGCCAACCUCUCAAUCAAUGAGAAUCAAAACAGAGAUCAAUUGCGGCUUAGUCACUUGCGUUUUUCUGCGCUUUACCUCAAAACGUGGACCAAUCGCGACUUGAUCACUCGCGUUUUCCCGCGCUUGAGGCAGUUUGCUCGUUUUUGCCUUGAGUUUUUAUUUGUUCCCUGUGAUAUUUUUCCUUGUUCUGAUUGGCCGAUGUUAGAGCUUUGGUUUUGUUUUCAAGAAAAUUAUUUGAUAUGCGCUCGAACAACAGUUUUUAAGAUUCUCCCCAACCGACGGUCACUUCAUUACACGCUGUUAGAAGGAGUAGGAAUUAAUUCUUGUCCACAAAGCAAACGGGGAAUAAAAUGAUUAUUCUGAUAUCAUCAUACCUUCAUUUCUUAUCUGGCAGCUUCCAUCCUUCGCUCACUUUGAGCUGGAUUCCUUCCAGGUUGACGGUUUUUUGAGAAGGAAGAACUUUUUUCUUCACUUGGAAAGAGCAGUUUGGUUUUCUACAUGUAGUACUGCAAAAUAACGGAACCGUUGCUAAAUGUAUCAUCUAGACUUCAGCACGAAAAAAAAUGUCCACAAACUGCUUUUCUAUACCUUUUUGCCACCAUGUAAUCUUCUUCUCGGGAUUGGUAAUAGCUCAAUGUGACUCCCAUUCUGAAUUUUCACCAGUGUAAAAAACUUUAAGGGAGGGUUUGGUAGAAAUCUAGAGUUAAGGACCUUUCAUUGCUUUGAUCACUGCUUUCACGGAGAGAAAAUUUAUCUUUUAUGACGUAACAAACAGAGUAUUUGCGCGCGCAAUUACCAGCCAAUGAGGUAGAAACGCGCGAGCAGUUGUAAGCCAAUAGGAUUAAAGCCCGCGAGAAGUUAUCAACCAAUGGAAUAAAAGCGCGCGUAGUGUCUGUCAUUAUUGUUAGUGAUCAAUUUGAGUGGUUUUGAAAUGCAAUUUAUGUACGGAAACAUCUGAGAUUGCAUACAACUAUGUCAAGAGACACUCAUGGAUUUAUGAUUAUGCGUUAAAUCCAUAUCGAAAUUUGUGGGCGAAAAGAUAAAUUUUUUUGAUCCAAUCAUCUAGGAUUGGUUUACUAAAGAAGAGAUGGAUUACCUCAAUUUUUCUUUCCUUGGAUCCGCGAUGGAUUCCAAAAGCAACCCCUUGCGAUUUGGUCAAAGGCGUUUUCCCGCGCUUUUGACCGGUGAUGUGUGUAUACUCUGACUUCUGAUUGGUUCCUUGUGAUAGUAUCCUUUGCUCUCAUUGGUCCUCGGGAGCACUUUUGUUUGCCGUGUUUCACAACAGUGGAAAAGUAUUCUUAUCCAUAUAACCUUUUUUUACAGACACGAGGCGAAAACGCACCCUGGUCUCUGGCUAUCAAACAUUUCACAGACAUCAGAGAAAGUAAAGGUCGGUGGUUAUAAUUUUUUUUAUGUAGUAUAAUUGUUGAAACUGGUCAACUACUUUGCUAUCUUAAGAAAAAAAACUUAGAGUUGAAGAUUUAUUACCGCAUUGAAUUCACUUUCCUUCUUUUUAUUGCAGGAAUAGUGCUGAUGGUCGGGGAAAUUGAUACAAAUGAAAUGGUCAGUGAGUGAGAUCAAUCAAAUGUUAUUCUUUUGGUUUGUGAUUUUCAAAUACUUUGAAAUCAAAUGAACACAAAAGUGUUUAAUGCAGAAGAAGAGCGGAUUACAAAUGGCGAAGGUUUGAAAAACACGGUUCGGAUUUUUGCAGUUACACUUCUUGCGAAUCAGUGACUUCAAUUUUAAUCAUUAUUGUCCAAAAUCAGAGCUUCUUGAUAUCUGAGAAAAUACAUUUAAAAGUAACUAUUACAAAACCCUCUUAUUCUUUCGAACUAACACUGCUCUUUGCGCUUGCUGUCACUGACGGCAUUUACGGCCUCGACUCUCAUUGGCUCUUUUUGCUGAACCAUUGAUCCUGAUUGGCUGUUAUUUUUUUUGGCGUUUAUUAACCUCGACCCUUAUUGGCUCUCUGUACGGUGUUGGUUCUGAUUGGCUGUUUUUGUUUUUAAUGCAGAGCGUGUUGGAUGCUCAGUGGCUCGCUUACCAAGUUCAGAUGUAUUACGCCUCGGAGAGUGACCGCAGAGAGGAUAUUCUCAAAACAUUUAACAUCUUCCCAGAUAAAUUCGAUCACAUGACAGUGGUCCGGGAACUGAACUCUGAAAUUGAAAGUGGGGUCACGAUAGGGACUCUCAAUGAAAAAAAAUGAGCGUUUGUUUGUCCAGAAUUACAGAAAGUCAAGAAGAAUAUUUCAACUCGAUGCAAGUUUUGUUCAUUUUAAGUCCGUUCUAAACUUGUACGAUUUUCACAACCUUUAAAAUACAUUAAAACUUUUGAACAGAA
Molecule: messenger RNA, 6685 nt
Organism: Pocillopora meandrina
Lineage: Eukaryota; Metazoa; Cnidaria; Anthozoa; Scleractinia; Pocilloporidae
Source: the annotation of a GenBank genome assembly